This is a messenger RNA of Galeopterus variegatus (Sunda flying lemur), 8602 nucleotides long. It is a transcript of the gene HIVEP1, whose product is annotated as human immunodeficiency virus type I enhancer binding protein 1. Gene Ontology annotation, biological process: regulation of transcription by RNA polymerase II. Gene Ontology annotation, molecular function: DNA-binding transcription factor activity, RNA polymerase II-specific; RNA polymerase II cis-regulatory region sequence-specific DNA binding. NCBI's taxonomy places the organism in Eukaryota, Metazoa, Chordata, Mammalia, Dermoptera, Cynocephalidae. The record is from RefSeq and is a predicted model, not a curated record. The transcript is spliced from 8 exons. Gene Ontology annotation, cellular component: nucleus. The coding region runs from base 1 to 8064 and encodes 2687 amino acids.
AUGGUCAUCCCAGAAAUCUUAGAAGCUGGUGUUAAAGGAACUUCAGAAUCCCUUAAAGGUGUGAAACGAAAAAAGAUUGUAGCUGAGAAUCACCUGAAAAAAAUACCAAAAUCCCCACUGAGAAAUCCUCUUCAGGCAAAACAUAAACAAAUUACAGAAGAUUCGUCUUUUGCUGUUCCUCAGAGUGCUUUGGAGGCUCACAAGAAACAGAAUUAUAUUCCUGUAAAAAAUGGGAAGCAGUUUACCAAACAAAAUGGAGAAACAUCUGGGAUAAUUGGUGAACCCUCAAAAUUUGAAGAAUCUGUUUCCCGAAAGAAGUCCUCAUUUCCUCCUCACCCUCCAUCUGAACUGCGUAGAUGGAGAUCGGAAGGCUCUGACCCCACCAAGUUCGGUGUUCUUGAUGGGAAAUGUGACUCGGGUUCUUUGUCAGGUAAAACCAGGACUGACAAUAGUGAAUGUAUCUCUUCUCACUGUAGUACUACUUCCCCCCCAUACACAAAUACCGCAUUUGAUGUCUUACUGAAAGCAAUGGAGCCAGAACUGAGCACUUUGUCACAAAGGGGCUCAUCGUGUGCAAUUAAGACAGAAAAACUGAGACCAAAUAAAACUGUACAAUCCCCUCCUAAAUUAAAAAACAGCUCAAUGGAUGCCACAAAUCAGACGUCACAAGAGUCCGUUGCUGAAUCACAGUCUUCUCCUUGUACCUCAUACACAGUACAUGUAUCUGCCACUCAGAAGAGUGAGCAAUUGGCAGUUCAGCCAGUUCCUCAUUUGUAUAAUCAACAGGAACACUUUGUUUCCACAUCUAACCAACAUAAUCAGCAGCUUCCAGGGCGUUCAGCUUUCACAGGAUCACUGACCACUCUGCAAAAUCAAGAGAACGCCAAACUUGAACAAGUUUAUAAUCUAGCAGUGACGUCAUCUGUAGGUCUGACUUCACCUUCCAGUAGAACUCAGGUUCCUCCUCAAAAUCAGCAAAUGGAUUCUGCUUCACCUUUGUCAGUAAGCCCAGCCAGUUCUGCACAGUCACCCCCCACGCCAAUUUAUAACUCAACUCAUGUUGCCUCUGUGGUUAAUCAAAGUGUAGAACAAAUGUGCAAUCUUCUUCUGAAAGAUCAGAAGCCAAAAAAACAAGGAAAAUAUAUUUGUGAGUAUUGCAAUAGAGCAUGUGCAAAGCCUAGUGUGCUUUUAAAGCACAUCCGCUCCCACACUGGAGAGCGACCCUAUCCCUGUGUGACUUGCGGAUUUUCAUUUAAGACUAAAAGUAAUCUGUAUAAGCACAAAAAAUCCCACGCACAUACUAUCAAACUGGGUCUUGUCUUGCAGCCAGACGCUGGUGGUUUGUUCUUGUCCCACGAGUCCCCCAAAGCACUUAGCAUCCAUUCGGAUGUAGAAGACAGCGGGGAGAGUGAGGAAGAGGGCACCACUGAGGAAAGACAGAGUGACCUGGGUGCCGUGGAACUGCAUCCUAUGCAAACGAUGACAAGGAUAUUAAGUUCUGAAGCUUUACCAAAAUCAAGUUCCAUUCCAGGCAAUCCAGAGCAUGUGGUAGGUGACUUAUCACUACAGGACAAAUCUUCAGAAUCACAAGCUGGGACAGAGCUACCAAAAGUUGUGGUCCACCCUAUCAGUGUCUCCCCCUUAAGAAUGGACAGUCCAAAAGUUGUUGAUUCCAAGCCUGAACUUUCUGAUGCACAGAAACAGAAGGACCUUCAGGUAGCAAAUAUACUCUCACAUUCAGCCAGUGUGUCACCACCAGAGACUCAGGAGAAGUCCCAUCAGAAAGUGGACACAGUUCAGCUAGAAGGCAAGCAAGACUCUCCUGUAGGAACAGUACAUGCCCAACUCCAAAGGCAGCAGGCUACCGAUUACUCCCAAGAGCAGCAAGGAAAACUACUUCUGAGUCCUCGGAGUUUAGGAAGUACAGAUUCUGGUUACUUUUCACGUUCUGAAAGUGCCGAUCAAGCAGUGAGUCCACCAACUCCCUUUGCCAGAACGUUACCCCCCACGGAGCAAGACUCAACCAAGAAUAAUGGGUCCUGUGCACCCCCCAUGAAUACGCCAGCAUCCUCUGCUGUACCAGUGGGGGAAAAGGCACUGCUGUCCCCGGGUCAGAUGCGCCCACCCUUGGCAACAAAAACACUCGAGGAACGGAUAUCGAAGCUCAUCUCGGACAACGAAGCCUUGGUAGAUGAUAAGCAACUGGACAGCGUAAAGCCACGGAGAACCUCUCUCUCAAGACGAGGAAGUAUCGAUUCCCCCAAAUCAUACAUAUUUAAAGAUUCUUUCCAGUUUGACUUAAAACCAGUGGGACGGAGAACAAGUUCAAGCUCGGAUAUACCAAAGUCCCCUUUCACCCCCACUGAGAAAUCAAAACAAGUGUUUCUUCUGUCAGUACCUUCCCUUGACUGUCUGCCUAUUACAAGAAGUAAUUCCAUGCCUACCACAGGUUAUUCAGCAGUACCUGCAAAUAUAAUCCCUCCCUCUCAUCCACUGAGAGGAAGCCAGUCAUUUGAUGACAAAAUUGGCGCUUUCUAUGAUGAUGUCUUUGUGUCAGGACCCAACACCUCUGUGCCCCCGAGUGCACAUCCCCGUACGCUUGUCAGACAAGCAGCAAUAGAAGACUCUUCAACAAAUGAAAGUCACGUUCUAGGGACUGGGCAGUCCUCGGACGAAAGCUACCAAGGAUCCCAUGCCAGUGGCGAAGCUUUAUCAGCCAGGAGCAAGGCCACGGCCCAAGGCUCACAAUUAGAAAAGAAGAAGUCCCAUCAAGGGCGAGGGACAAUGUUUGAGUGUGAAACCUGUAGAAACAGGUACAGGAAACUGGAAAACUUUGAAAACCAUAAGAAAUUUUACUGUUCAGAGUUACAUGGCCCCAAAACAAGGGUAACUCUGAGAGAACCUGAACACAGCCCUGUGCCUAGUGGCACACAACCUCAGAUUCUGCACUACAGAGUCACCAGUGCCACUGGUGUCUGGGAACAGACACCCCAGAUAAGGAAAAGGAGGAAAAUGAAAAGCGUGGGAGACGACGAUGAACUUCAGCAAAGUGAAAGUGGAAUUUCUCCAAAAAGCUCUGAAGUCCUUCAGUUUCAGAAUACUCUGGGCUCUUCUCCCAGUUUGUCUAAACAUAAUGUUGCCAUAACAAGUGACCAACAGCAUAGACAUAUACAGUUGCAAAACUCCCAAAUUCAGCUUUUUGCCAGGGGCCCUGAACAGACUGUGGAUUCAAAGCUGUCUACCAUCACGGAGCAACAGAUAAGUUCAGCUGCCCAGGAUAAGACAGAGGUAAAGAGACACGGGACUGGAAUCUCAGUCAUCCAGCAUACCAACUCACUGAGCAGACCCAAUUCAUUUGACAAACUUGAGCCUUUUGAAAUGGGUUCCCCAGUUUCCUUCCAGGAGCUAAGUAGAACAGGGAAGCUCAGGUCUCUGAAAGUAAUAGGAAUCUCCCAAGAGGAAAGUCACCCUUCUCAGGAUGUGUCUCAUCUCCACCAGCCUGCACUGUCAGAUGCUCUUAGAGGAGAACUUCAGGAAAGCUCAAAAAAUAUUUCAACUGAACGACAUGUGUUAGGACAGCCCUUAAGACUUGUCCGGCAGCCAAACAUCCAAGUCCCAGAAAUUCUUGUCACAGAAGAGCCAGAUCGGGACUUGGAAGCCCAGGGCCACGAUCAAGAAAAAUCAGAGAAGUUCAGUUGGCCUCAGCGUAGUGAGACUUUGUCAAAAUUGCCAACAGAGAAACUUCCACCCAAAAAGAAAAGGCUCCGUCUGGCUGAGAUAGAGCAUUCCUCAACUGAGUCCAGCUUUGAUUCCACUCUGUCCAGGAGUCUGAGCAGGGACAGCAGUUUAUCACACACUUCAAGUUUCUCAGCCUCGUUAGACAUAGAGGACAUUUCUAAAAUGGAGGCUUCCCCCAAAAUCGAUUUUCUAAAUAAAGCUGAGUUUCUUGUUCUUCCAGCUGGCUCAAAUACACUGAGUGUUCCUGGAAGUCACCGGGAAAUGAGGCGUGCUGCAUCAGAGCAGAUUAAUUGCAUGCAGACAUCGAUGGAGGUCUCUGAUUUCAGAAGUAAGUCAUUUGACUGUGGAGGCAUAACCCCAACCCAGACGCCACCACUGGUUGAACCGCAGCCUCCCACCUCCCCUUCUGGCAUGGGGGUCACCGGGCACGUGCCUCUUUUAGAGAGAAGGAGAGGCCCAUUGAUACGGCAGAUAUCUUUAAACAUAGCUCCAGAUAGUCAUCUGUCUCCUGUAAACCCAUCAUCUCUUCAAAAUGUUGCUCUUCCCAGUGUGAACGCCUUGCCAUUUCAGGGGCCUCAGCUCACUGAUCCAUCUUUAGCUGAAUUUCCUACAAAUUCCUUACACUCCAAGACUCAAGUUAAGGAUCUCCAGGCAGAAACGUCAAAUUCUAGCUCUACUAACAUCUUUCCUGUUCAGCAGCUUUUUGGUAUCAGUUUGUUAAAUCAAAUCCAUGCAACUGUUAGCCAUCAGAAUGCACAUCAGUCUCUGCAAGUGUCUACACAGGCUGGCAAACCAGAUGCAAGUUCCACUUCAUGUGUGUCUUCUGAAAGUGAGUAUUGCUUUGCUCCCAAGUACCAACUUCAGUGUCAGGUUUUCACUUCAAGCCAGUCUUGCUCUUCCAAUCCUGUACGUCCAUUGGCAAGUCAAGUUCUUUCAGAUGCAGUUGGAGCAGAUCAUUGCACAACCUCAGUAGCAUUACCAGUCAAAUCAGUAGAUACCAUGUCCAAUUUGUGUCCUCUGCCCCUGCUGGAGCUCGCGUCACUUGGCAGUCAGGUGCAGAAGGUGCCAACAUCAUUUAUGCUGCCCACAUGUCUGCAGGGUAAUGUUCCCACUUACUGUGUUGCCACAGUCACAUCUCUGCCACAAAUCCUGGUGACCCAAGAUCUAGCCAGUAAGCCAGUUUGCCAGGCUAAUCAUACUAUAGUGCCAAUCAGCGAAGAACAGAAUUCCAUGCCAAAAUUACAGAAAGAUCACCAGAAUGCUUUGCCAAACCCAGAGAAAGAACUUGUGUGUGAAAAUGUUUUUUCAGAGAUAGGCCAAAAUUCUUCUCUAUCAGAAUCCUCGCCCAUAACUCAGAAAAUGUCUGUUGGUAGACUAUGUCUCCAAUCAGAAUCUUCAGCUUCAAGUAAAAGGAUGCUUUCCCCAGCAAAUAGUUUAGACAUUGCCAUGGAAAAGCACCAGAAGCGGGCUAAAGAUGAAAAUGGAGCUGUGUGUGCAACAGAUAUUAGACCAGUAGAACCAUUGAGUUCAGGAGCUACUGAAGUUAAUAAACAGAAGAAACCUGUUUUAGUGAGGCAGGUUUGUACUACAGAGCCCCUUGAAGGUGUGAUAUUGGAACAGGAUGUUUUUUCUCAACCUGAAAUUAAUAGUGAGGCUGUUAAUUUGACAGAUGUUUUAACUGCUGAUAAUUCCUCAUCUGGACACUCUAAGUUUGUAGUUAUAGAACCUUUAAAUGAAUUGCAAGAAUUUGAAAACAUCAAGACAUCAGCAUCAUCGUUAAUUCUUCCAGUUCAAAAUUCACCUGUCCCUUCAGAAAACACUCUUAUUUCUCCUUUGAAGUAUGUAGACAAUAACCAAGAAGGGAAGUCUCCAGGGGUUAAAAAUCAAGGUGACAAAGUGAGCAUCCAAGAACAAAGUCAGCUACCAACAACUGUCUCAUUGUUCAGCGCUGGAGACACACAGCAGCUGUCCUUCCCCAGCCUUAAGACUGCUACUAACUUUACGUGGUGUUAUCUGUCGAGACUGAAGUCACUGCAUUUGCCGCAGAAUGACCCGAAAACUUCGGCCUAUACUGAUUGGACAGUAAGCUCCAGUAAUCCAAAUCCACUUGGUUUACCUACAAAAGUUGCUCUUUCUCUGUUUAAUUCCAAACAGAAGACUGGAAAAUCACUAUAUUGUCAAGCAAUAACCACCCAUUCUAAAUCAGAUGUACUGGUCUAUUCAAGCAAGUGGAAAAGCAACUUAAACAAGAGAGCAUUAGGUAAUCAAAAGUCCACAGUAGUUGAAUUCAGCAAUAAAGAUGCCUCUGAAAUUAACAGUGAGCAAGAUAAAGAAAAUUCCUUAAUCAAAAGUGAACCGAGAAGAAUUAAAAUAUUUGAUGGAGGAUAUAAAUCAAAUGAAGAGUAUGUAUAUGUCCGAGGCAGGGGAAGAGGAAAGUACAUUUGUGAAGAAUGUGGAAUACGUUGUAAGAAACCUAGUAUGUUAAAGAAACACAUACGAACCCAUACAGAUGUCCGCCCCUACCACUGCACUUACUGUAACUUCUCCUUUAAGACUAAAGGAAAUCUGACAAAACACAUGAAGUCCAAGGCACAUAGCAAGAAAUGUGUGGAUUUAGGCGUCUCAGUAGGUUUAAUAGAUGAACAAGAUACAGAAGAAUCAGAUGAAAAACAAAGAUUCGGAUAUGAGCGGUCUGGAUAUGAUCUGGAAGAAUCUGAUGGCGCAGAUGAGGACGAUAAUGAAAAUGAGGACGAUGAUGAAGACAGCCAGGCUGAGUCAGUCCUGUCUGCUGCGCCCUCGGUCACUGCCAGCCCGCAGCACCUUCCAUCUAGAAGUAGCCUGCAGGACUCUGUGAGUGCUGACGAGGACAUCAGGGUGAACGACUGCUUUUCAGGGGUACACACAGACCCAAUGGAUGUUCUGCCCAGAGCACUGCUCACCAAGAUGACCGUCCUGAGCACAGUACAGUGUCACUACAGCCAGAAGACAGACUCCCCUGUGAACGCCAGGCAGCAUGCUGCAAAAGAGGAAGAUGAGACGGUUCCCCCUGUAGACUCUACCAGGCCACCCGAAACUGUACCCAGAUCCCCGUGUCGUCAGAUGUCUGUGGAGUACCUUGAGUCAGAAGAAAUUCUGAGAAGUUCUGUGGCAGGAAAGGCGGUCACUUUAACACAGAACCCGUCACCCGGAAGGCUUCCUCCUGCCGCAGCCGCAGCCGAGCACAGCCCUCGGACAGCCGCGGGGGUGCCCAGCGUGGCCUCGCCUCACCCCGACACUCAGGUACAGAAGCAGCAGAUAACCCUGCAGCCGCCCCCGGGCCUGCCUUCUGCCCAGACCCACUUGUUCAGCCACCUUCCUCUGCAUUCCCAGCAGCAGUCAAGGACACCUUAUAAUAUGGUUCCCGUCGGGGGGAUCCACGUGGUCCCCGCCGGCCUCACGUACUCCACGUUCGUGCCCAUUCAGGCCGGGCCCAUGCAGCUCACGAUUCCUGCUGUCAGUGUCAUCCACAGGACCACGGGCGCUCCUGGGGAUACGGCCCCAGAAGCCUCUGGCACUGCAAACCCCGCCGGCGUGGCUGAAUUAAGCAAUGUGGUGCCAUGUAUUCCCAUCGGCCAGGUCCGUGUGCCAGGCCUGCAGAACCUGAGCAUGGAGACCGUGAACAUCGUGGGCCUGGCCAACGCGAGCGUGGCCCCGCCGGUGCCCCCGCCGGGCCUCGCCCUGAAUGCCCUGGGCCUGCAGGUGCUGGCGGCGAGCCCCUCCCCGCACAGCAGCCCCGCCCCGCAGGCGCACGUUCCCGGGCUGCAGAUCCUGAACAUAGCCUUGCCCGCUUUAAUCCCCUCCGUGAGUCAGGUGACCCUCGACGCCCAGGGAGCUCCCGCGGUGCCAGCCUCCGGAAGCAAAGCUCGCGAGGCACAACCCAAGCAGACGCCCGUAGCCAGUGCAAACCAGGCCAGCAGGACCGAGCCUCCUCAGGGAUCACCCAAAGUCUGGCGGGAACACGCAAAAAAGGUUCUGGAUCCACCUGCCCCUACAGGUGACCAUGCAAGGUUUGGAGGCUCGAAUGAAAUGGGCACAGAGAAGGCUGCCUCUGCAAGUCACCUGCAGCUCACGCCUGAGCUCGCUCCCGUGCAGGGUCCCCUGGUGGCCACUUCGGACCCUCUCCUGAAGGCACAUUCUGAUGUUCUUCCCCAGCCCUCCGGCCAGCAGACCUUCUCUCCAGACAGACAGGUGCCCAGGCCCCCCGUGCUGCCCCGAAGGCAGCCCCCCGUGCAGUUCAGCGACGUCAGCAGUGAUGAGGACGAGGACAGGCUGGUGAUAGCAACCUAGUGGCUUUUACUUUCUAUUGCUUUUGAUUUUUAAAUAACACUUAAAGGUUUUUUUGAAAACCCUCCUUUCCUUAAAGCACAUUUUUUUCUGACAUAAACUUAUGACUAAUCUUUGUGCAAUCAUGAACUUUUGACCAAUAAUUGUUGUUUUGUGUCAGCUCCAGCCAUUUUUGUACAUGUUGUAUAAACAAUUGUGCCUUUUAGGAGUUUUAUGUUUAGAAACUGUACAGAUUGUUGAAUAUCUAUAUACAUAAAAAAUAUAUUAUAUAUGUAUAUGAAAACCAGGUAGUUAUUUGUGUUUAGUAAGACAAACCUGUCAAACAAAUCAAAUGAUUAAAUUAUAAGUUGCACUGUUAAAUAUAAAUUUUUAUGGCUGUGGGGCAGUUUCUGUGUAUAAAUUAGUAUGUAAACUCCAUAUUUAUUGUAUUCAUAUUGGUCUUUGAAAAUGGGUCUGUCCUUGUGUAAGACAGUAACUUUACACUUCAGACAGAUUUUCUGUGUUAUGAAAUGUUUCAGUAAAAUAUUGUUUACUGACUUUA